This is a messenger RNA of Marasmius oreades (fairy-ring Marasmius), 1256 nucleotides long. RefSeq lists its product as uncharacterized. The transcript is spliced from 11 exons. Lineage: Eukaryota; Fungi; Basidiomycota; Agaricomycetes; Agaricales; Marasmiaceae. The record is from RefSeq and is a predicted model, not a curated record. The coding region runs from base 80 to 1075 and encodes 331 amino acids.
GCUUGUUUCCGCCUACCAUCCUCCCACGGUUUAAACUCAGAAACAUUUCCGCUGCAGCGAAGUUGCCAAUAAUUUCGCCAUGACUCACAAUAAAGAAGAUCAUGUCCCUCAAGCAUACAAGUAUGCGUGGUACGAGGACUCCCCAGCGAUGCCCCUGCACGAGUUUUUGAAUAAAUUCAAACCUUCUAUGGUCCAGAACGACGGAACAAAACCAUGGUUAUGGGUGAGAAGCUCUAGGCUCAAUCCUACAUCGGUGGAAAAGGAGAUACUUGCCUUGGGGGAGGCUGCGGAAGUUUUGAAAACAGUUACGGAAACAAUUGAAAGUGUGAAGAAUGACGAAUCAAUACCGCUCAGAUCGAACAAGAAGACUGGAGCGAAGUCGAAAAAGGAAGUCCGAGAGCAGUUGCAAGCUGAGGCAGCUGAUCAAUUCAAACAGAUCGCCCAAAAAUAUGGUUAUGUUGGGGGCAAAUGGUUGAUAUUUGCUCCUCAUGACAAGGUAGACCUGAUAUGGUCGAAUCUCGCCAAAUCCUUGAUCGAAGGGCCUCUGGCAGUAACGAAUGCCUAUGUAACGAAGGUCUCCACUUCACCUGAAAACGAUAUUCCAAACUACCAACAUGUUAUUUGCAUGUACGUACCCGACGUUUACGACAAGAACUCGGUUACCGAAGUCAUGAAGGUUUUGUUACGAAAUCAUGGGUGUACCCUUUCUGGGGUUAAAUCAGACAUGUAUACCUGUCUUGGUAUCGACAGUAAACACCCGAGUGGGAUGCAGUCAACGAUAUGGAAGAAUUCGGCACUCAUGCAAGACUCGGAUUCCAAGGCACUCAGAGACGAGUUUUACGCGGAACUCCGGGCGCCCAAAGCCACUGAUCCUUCUCCAACGACAUCGACUGCCCCAGAUGCUGCUAAACCAAAGAACAGGUUGGUCAAGAAGAAGCAAGGGAAUGAUGAUCCUUUUGCUUCUGAUGAUGAGGAUGGAAAUGAAGUACAAAGAUCGGGGGGAAAUAACAAACGGCCAAAAGAAGUAGAUGACGAAGACGAACCGCCCAAAAAGAAGGCGCAAAAAAAGAAGUAAUCUCGGCACAGUGACCAGAUGCAUCUUAUUGAAAUGAUAGUGAUAAAUGAUUGGUGUCAAAGGCAGAAAUACGUCAAGCGCUCGUUCCAAAAUACUUGAAGGUCCCCAUGAACCUAAAUCGAAGUUUUCCUUUUUUUAUUGAAAUCAUCCUCCACCCCCUCAGGACGAGGCCGCUUGAAAA